This is a messenger RNA of Leptopilina boulardi, 843 nucleotides long. RefSeq lists its product as uncharacterized. The coding region runs from base 1 to 843 and encodes 280 amino acids. The transcript has a single exon. The record is from RefSeq and is a predicted model, not a curated record. Lineage: Eukaryota; Metazoa; Arthropoda; Insecta; Hymenoptera; Figitidae.
AUGGUGAACGAAAAUGAUAAUGGUGAUGUUUUCCAUCCCGCUGUACAAAACGCAAAUUUAAACGAGAUGCUCCCGGCUUUUCUGUUCGCUGAUCCUGAAUUGUGGUUCUCAUUGGUGGAACAGCGUUUUAGAGGAUUGCAAUUGACAAAUGAAAGUGACAGAUAUACAUGUGUCGCGAACGCGUUGGACCCAAAGGUUGCAUUAGAAGUGCGUGAUGUAAUUGUUUCUACUCCUCCCAAUAAUCCAUAUACUAUAUUAAAAGCGCAAAUACUCAUGCGGUUAAGUGCAUCUCAAGAAGAAAAAACUAGGCGGUUAUUAGAAUUGGAAGAAAUGGGCGACAGAAAACCUUCGCAGUUUUUACGUCAUCUCCAAACUCUCGCGGGUACUACUGUACCGGACGCGAUGUUACGAACGCUGUGGAUGCAUCGCCUUCCGAAUAGCGCGCAAGCAAUUUUGGCCGCCCAACAAGAGCUUCCCUUGGAAAAGAUCGCGGAAUUAGCAGAUUCAAUUAUUGAAGUCAAUGCUCGAAGUCGUCCAGCUGUUGCAGAAGCAUCCAUAAACACUGCUUCAGUUGAUAUAAUUUUACAAAAAUUUGAUCAAGUAGUAGCCACGAUGACAGCAAAUAUGGGGGCGAUGAAACUUCAGAUUGCAGAGUUACAAAUGAAAGUUGACAAUAACCGAUCGGGACAUCCAGGUAGAUCACAUUCUCGGGGACGUUCACAAUCUCGCGGAAGAAGUGCAUCAAAUGGUGUGUGCUGGUAUCAUAGUCGUUUUCGUGAAAAGGCGACAAAGUGUUUGAGACCGUGUACGUUUAGCGCGGGAAACGAGAUGGGCAGUCGUUAA